Molecule: messenger RNA, 824 nt
Organism: Schizophyllum commune H4-8
Lineage: Eukaryota; Fungi; Basidiomycota; Agaricomycetes; Agaricales; Schizophyllaceae
Product: NAD(P)-binding protein
Exons: 4
Coding region: 1-756 (251 amino acids)
Molecular function (GO): oxidoreductase activity
Source: RefSeq, a predicted model, not a curated record
AUGUCUCAAUCCACUGUCUACCUCGUCACCGGCGCCAAUCGUGGUAUUGGUUUCGCCAUUGUCAGUCUGCUAGCCGCGCGCCCUGACGCGGUCAUCUUUGCUGGCGCUCGGAACCCCGCUGGCGCGACUGGCCUACAAGAGCUAGCAAAAGCGCACCCCGGCCGCUUCCAUGUCAUCAAGGUGGUAUCCGCAGACAAAGAGAAUAACGUUGAGGCUGCGAAGGAGAUCAAGCGUGUGGCAGGGGGCCUCGACGUCGUCAUCGCGAACGCGGCCAUAUCCGACACUCUCGCGUCCGCACUCGAGACGCCUGCGGAGGAGAUGAUCAGGCAUUUCGACAUUAACGUUAAUGGUCCCCUCGUCCUCUUCCAGACCACUUACCCGCUCUUGAAAGAGAGCAAGCAGCCCAAGUUUGUGACCAUCUCCACUGGGCUGGGUAGCAUCGAGCGCGGGGCGAUGACUUCGGCGCGAGUGUACCCGUACGGCGCGUCCAAGGCGGCACUCAACUGGGUGACGCGCAAGCUGCACCACGACUUCCCUGACUUGAUCGCGUUCCCUAUCAGUCCAGGCGUUGUCGAUACGCAUGGAGUACUGGCCAGCGGAGCGGUCCCAGAUUUCGACGAAAUCGUGAAGGAAUUUCCUCCUAUCACACCGGAAGAGAGUGCGCAAGGGGUCGUCGGGCAGAUUGAUAUCGCGACGAGGGAAACGCAUGGCGGGCAGUUCGUUGAUUAUACGGGCUUGGGGAAGUGGGGGUGGUAAAGUAGCGUCGAUAGCAUGGUUAAAGAGAAGCCAGAACAUCCAUUGUAUGAAGUAAAGCGAGAAAAUCU